Linum tenue is the source of this 456-nucleotide messenger RNA. The record is from the annotation of a GenBank genome assembly. Lineage: Eukaryota; Viridiplantae; Streptophyta; Magnoliopsida; Malpighiales; Linaceae.
AUGCUCCUCCGCGACCAGCCCCCCCGGCCGCCGAUCCGGGGGCUGGAAACCCUAAUCGGACAAUGCACGCCGCCGGAGGUGAAGCAGCUGACGGAGAGCGACAUCAAGGACAGCCAGGCGAGGCUAUCCCUGCCGAAGCCCUACGGCAGGGAGAGCAUCAAGCCCUUGCUGACCCCUGACGAGGACGUCGAGAAGGGGAUUCCGGUCACGGCGUACGACGCCGACGGGGAAAGGUUCGAGAUGAAGCUGAAGCUCUGGGCCAAUCGGAAGGUCUACGUGCUGACGAGCGGGUGGAAGCCGUUCGCCAAGGCUCACGGGCUGCGCCACCACGAGGAUUUCGUCACCAUUUGGGUUUUCCGGAAGCUGGACACGGGGAAUUUGUGCGUCGCUAUAACUUCGCGGCGGCUGCCGGUGUACUGGGCGCUGAAGCGGAGCCGGCCGCCGGCGAUACAAUGA